Messenger RNA from Pistacia vera, 1320 nucleotides. RefSeq names its product F-box/kelch-repeat protein SKIP25-like. The record is from RefSeq and is a predicted model, not a curated record. The transcript has a single exon. Gene Ontology annotation, molecular function: protein binding. NCBI's taxonomy places the organism in Eukaryota, Viridiplantae, Streptophyta, Magnoliopsida, Sapindales, Anacardiaceae. Bases 116 to 1261 code for a protein of 381 amino acids.
AUAAAAAAAUCCAUCACUAUUCCCUUACUUUCAAUCGAAGGAAAAAAAAAAUCAUCUUCACCACCAUAACCCUUCCUCAGGACACAACUCUGCUCCUCCUCCUCCGCAAUUCUCUAUGUCUCAAACUGACUUCCCCGCCAAGCGCCAAAAUCGAACUCAACUCAUAUCCGAUAAGCCGCCGCCUUUGCUUCCCGGUCUUCCCGAUCACAUCGCUCAGCUCUGCCUCUCCAGAGUCCACCCUUCUAUUCUCUUCAGCGUCUCCCGUUCUUGGAGACGUUUGAUUUACUCCCCUUCUUUUGCUCCUUUUCUUUCUUUGUACACUCUUUUUUCAUCCAAAUCUGAUAAAAUUCUUCAUUUUUAUUCUUUCGAUCCCAUUUCUUCAACGUGGGAGGCUCUUCCUCCUUCGCCCUCAGAUCCUCCGAUCCACCUCAUCCUACAUCACCCUUCUUUUCUAUCCCGGAAGCUCCCGAUUCAGUCCGUUUCCGUUUCCGGGAAACUUGUACUUCUGGCUGCAACUACUCAUAAUUUUUACCCCGCCCUCAAGCGUCCUCUCUUGUUCAAUCCCAUUCACCGGAACUGGGUUUUUGGGCCCCCGCUCCUCACCCCCCGCCGGUGGUGUGUCGCCGGCUCGCUCCGCAACGUUGUGUACGUGGCGAGCGGUAUCGGAUCUCAUUUCUCGACGGACGUGGCAAGGUCGGUUGAGAAGUGGGACCUGCACAAAACCAAGAAUAAUAAUAAUUAUUAUCACAAUGGUGGCGGGGGGAGGUGGGAGAAGAUGAAAGGGCUUAAAGAUGGGAGAUUUUGCAGAGAAGCCGUGGAUGCGGUCGGGUGGAGAGGGAAGCUAUGCAUGGUUAAUGUGAAAGGGUAUGGCGCCAAGGAAGGAGUUGUUUACGACGUUGAUAGCGACACGUGGCGAGAGAUGCCGGAUGGGAUGAUUAAAGGGUGGAGGGGCCCGGUGGCGGCCGUGGAUGAGGAGGUGAUGUUCAUGGUGGAUGAGACUAACGGUGCAUUGAGAAAGUACGAUGAAGAAAAGGAUGAUUGGGUUCAGAUAAUUCAGUCAAAUAUGCUCGUGGGAGCUCAGCAGAUUGCGGGUGGUGGUGGGAGAGUUUGUGUCAUUGGUGGUGAUGAAGGUGGAAUCGUGGUAGUGGAUGUCGUGGCGGAGCCACCGCGGCUGUGGGUGGUGGAAACACCGAAUGGGUACCAAGCUUUAACGGUUCAUAUCCUCCCACGGAUGAGCCAGCCGGCUACAACCAAUUCUUGAUUCAUUUGAUUUUAUACAAAUUUAGCAAUUUGAAAAACAAUUUUUGUUCAUGUUAACAG